AUGCGUCCGAGUCGUGCAAGUCCUCGCCUGGUGUCUUACAGCGUUGCCAUCAGCGCUUGCAGCCAGUCAGCUGAGUGGCAGAGAGGCCUCCACUUGCUUCAACAUCUUCAGGUAGAGCUGUUAGAAGCAGAUGUGGUGGCAUACAGUGCUGCAAUCAACACCUGCGAAAAAGCGGGCAGAUGGCAAGAAGCUGUGGAAGUGCUGCAGUGGCUGCUGGAGGGCCAUACACAACCCAAUGUUAUUGCGUGCACUUCGCUCAUCAGCGCUUGCAGCGGUGAAGGGCACUGGGAGCAAGCACUGGCUUUGUUCAACAGCAUGACGUCGUGGGAAGUUUGCCCCAAUGUCAUCAGCUACAACACCACCAUCAGUGCAUGCGAAAAGGCAGCGCAGUGGCAACAUGCGUUGCAACUGCUGCAGUUGGCCAAGAUACACGGCGUGACACCAGAUGUCAUUUCAUUCAACACCACCAUCAGUGCAUGUGCCAGGGCUGGUGCAUGGGAGCAUGCGAUAUUUCUGUUGCAGGAAAUUGGCAUGCAGAAGCUUGAACCUACACUGAUCUCCCUCAAUGCCGGCAUCAGCACUUUCGAGAAAGCUACUCGAUGGCAGCAGUCCUUGCAGCUACUGGGCCAAGUUGAGAGCUACGAAUUGCAAGCGAACGUCAUCACGUACAGCUCCGCAAUGAGUGCAUGUGCACGAGCUGGUGAAUGGGAGCAAGCGGCACAGAUGCUGGCACAGACCAUCUCCAAAUCCCUCCGGCCGAAUGUGCUCUCCUACAGCGCAGCCAUCAGUGCUUGUGAAAAAGCAAGCGAGGCUCAGGUUGCACUCGCUUUGUUGCAACAAGCAGAAGCAACAUUUGUGCAGCCCGAUAUCAUCAUGUGCAAUGCCGCUAUCAGUGCUUGCGAAAAAGCAGCAGACUGGCAGGAAGCGUUUGCUUUGCUGCGUCGAGCGCAGCAAAGGCAGCCUUCAUGGGCAGUGAAUGUCAUCACCUUCAAUGCAAGCAUCAGCGCAUGUGAAAAGGCUUCGCAUUGGCAAAUGGCUCUAUCUCUCAUGAAAGAGUUGACAGUGACGCGCGUAAAGGCUGAUGUGAUCUCCUAUGGUUCUAGCAUCAGCGCGUGCCAGAAAGGCACCCAAUGGCCACACGCCUUUGGGCUGCUUCAGGUCUUGGGUUCUGAUGCUUUGGAACCAGAGACGACCACCUGCAACAGUGUGAUGAGUUCGUUAACUUCAAAACCAGGGCCGUGGCUCUUGGCGUUGCAUCUCCUUUUUGACGUUUGUUAUACCGCUGCUGUGAGGCCGGAUGUUGUAUCCUACAGUGCUGCCAUCUGCGCAAGGCCUCGGUGGUACUGUGCACUGCUGCUGCUGCGCCAAGCGGAGACGCAGGGCAUCGAAACGAACAGCUUUGCAUGCGCAGCUGCCACGAGCGCCUGUGGGAGAGCAGGCCAAUGGCAACAAGCCAUGUCCAUUGAGGAUGCAUUUCCAACCGAGGUGCUGACGGCCAACCCACGAUUGAGGGCUUGCGAAGUGGAAGCUGAGUGGAAACAAGCUUUAGCUCUGUGCGCCACAUUCAGGGCAAGGAUGUUGCAGUUGACCUUGGACAGCCACUCAGCGCUGGUGGGUGCCUGCGAUCGGGCUGGCUGCUGGCAGCGGACCUUGACGUUGGUUCAAGGUAUCUUCAAGCGAUCCCUGACACCAAGCACGGUGACCUAUGCUUCUGCAGUAGGGGCUGCUGAGAAAGCUAGGGAUUAUGAGCAAUUCUUGCAGCUGCUGGGGGAGAUGCAGGCCACUGGGCUGAAUAGAUCCAAUACACAAGGGGAUCGGUGGUAUUUACAGUAA
This is a messenger RNA of Cladocopium goreaui, 1833 nucleotides long. The record is from the annotation of a GenBank genome assembly. NCBI's taxonomy places the organism in Eukaryota, Dinophyceae, Suessiales, Symbiodiniaceae.